Molecule: messenger RNA, 3132 nt
Organism: Thyridium curvatum
Lineage: Eukaryota; Fungi; Ascomycota; Sordariomycetes; Thyridiales; Thyridiaceae
Exons: 3
Coding region: 1-3132 (1043 amino acids)
Biological process (GO): regulation of DNA-templated transcription
Molecular function (GO): zinc ion binding; DNA-binding transcription factor activity, RNA polymerase II-specific
Source: RefSeq, a predicted model, not a curated record
AUGGAUUCUUCCGACCAAGAGGCUUCCCCCCCCGGAUUAGACACAGGGUUUCUUCGCAAUCCUUGGCGCACGCGGGAUUUGCGAUCGCGACGGGGAUGCUGGACGUGUCGCGACAAGAAGGUCAAGUGUGACGAAGCGAGGCCGAGGUGCGACCGAUGCACCCGCCUAGAGAGGGUUUGUGACUAUGGCGAGCGGCCGCGCAAGCCAUACGUUCGCCGGAAGCGGGCGGCGGCAGGUCCUCCAGCGCCGACAUCGAAUGCGCAGCUGAGGGACACCGAGCCAUCUUCAGCACCCCCACCAGCAAAUGGCGAGCUCACCCGACCUAACGUCACCACCCCUGGCAGCCUCAGCUCGGAGGUGCUCCUCAGCUACGGCUCGACCCCGGCACUGGAGCCGCCAGCUUCGUCGGCUAGCAUUGCAACUUCUGUCACGCCCGCCUGCGCCUUGAUCCUGUCACCGUCCGACACUGAGGCUAUCCACCAUUUUCGACACACCAUUUCAGUCGAGGUGGACCCCAGAGCCGUCGACUUCUCAGGCCCGGCGCUCAUCUGGGAACGGGCACGCAGCAGCUCGCUCGUACUACACAUGGUAUGCGCUCUGGGCGGACAACGACGAUCGUACGAGGAGUGUGCCCCCGGCGGGGAGGCCCAGAAGUGCCGGUCACAGGCGAUGGAGCACUACGGAGCAGCCCUCGCGCUACUUGCAGACAUUACAGCGCAGACCGUCACCGAUUCCAUGUUCGAUGACAUCCUUGCCGCGCUGUGGCUCAUGAUCUCCUAUGAACAGCGGUUUGGUGACGGGUGUGGCACCGGCCUCAUUGCUCACUUCCAGGGAGCGGCAGUCUUUCUUCGAGACAGGCUGCAGUAUAUCCAGGACAUUACGGAGGAGUACCAGCCGAGAUGCGCUGGCGCGACCGGCACUUCUCCUGACUCCCAGCGGACUCUGGGACACCUCUCUCCCUUCAGUUGCCUCAUGAUCUGCUGGAUCGCACUGACAGAUGGGGGCGCUUCCUUCCAUGGACUGGGCGGUGGCUUCAAUGAUCUCUUGGGUGAUGUAACCCUCGGACAUGAUCGCCACGCUGUAUGCUCACGGCUUCGGACCAUCGUGGCACUACAGAGACAUUCCAACCUAGUGUACCAAGGCUCAUGGGGGCCUGCCUACCCCCAGCAUCAAGUGCUUGAAGAUCUUGUCACGAUGCGGCUCUGGAGCCUGCAGUCCGAGACGGGCCAGCUGCGGUUUCUUAUCUCACGACUCCCAGCGUCUACUCACAACCAGUGGGAAAACCAGCCCGAGCUAGAUCCCUUCGUGCAGAUUGGAGACGCUCUUCGAGAUGUACGAAAGCAGUAUACAGAAUAUUUCGAGGCAGGUCGCGUGUUGGCCUUUGAUGAUACCCGGGCCAACUGGAGACUAAUAAGGAAUAUUCGGUACAUCCUACCGCUCUUCCUGGCCGUCACUCUCUGCUUUCACCGGAUUACCAACAAGUCAGGCAGGCUGAACAGUGAGCAGCGCGAUGCGCUACGAGACAUCAUGGAUCUCGCGUACAAAACCCUGAGUGAUGAGGGAGAAGGAGCCGUGGCGAGGAUAGCAUGGCCUCUCUUCGUUGCAGCGCUUGAGACCGACGAUCCUAUCCACCGGGCGUGGAUCAUAGAUAGGUACUCUCGCUUCCGCAAGAGGGGGGAGAACUAUCAGAGGGCGUACGAUGCGUUAUCAGUUGCUCUGGAGGACCACAAAUCAGGACAGCCCCUUGUCGGAGUUGUGCAAUUGCUGCAGGAUAGCCGAGUUGACAAGUUUGUACUGUCACAGUACAUCCCCUUGCUUGAUCAGCGAUUCUCUGAGCUCAAGCAGUCUUUAGUCAAGGCAGAGCAUAAACAGGACGUCAUCCAGUCCUAUGAAAGGCUUAUCAAUCUCCUCAAGUCCGAAGUCGAUUUCAUUGCCAAACAUGGGCCUGCUAUGGUGCCGGAGAUCUCCUUUGCAGAUGUGCUGGAGAAUGGUGGCGAGCUACCGAAGGACUUUGCAAAUCUUGUCCGUGACCGUGGGUGUGUGAUUCUACGCAACGUGGUGCCGGAGGAUGUGGCAAGUGGCUGGGAGGCAUCGUUGAAGGACUACGUGCAUCGGCACCCUGGCGUUGGCGGCUAUCCGAAAGCUCGGCCGGCAGGAUGGAACGUGUUCUGGACAAAGGCACAAGUAGAAAUGCGCUCUCACCCUGUAGUCAUGAAAGCAAUGCGCUCCGUGUCCAGGCUCUGGCACGUAUCCGACCCCUCCAUCCCGAUCGACCUCGACAGCCAAAUAGUUUACCCAGACCGCAUUCGUAUCCGAUACCCGACAAACGAUCCGGGCCAAUUCCCACUACCACCACACCUAGACAGUGGCGGGACGGAGCGAUGGGAAGACGAAGAGUACCGGAAGAACUUUGCAUCGAUAUUCGAGGGCAAUUGGCCUGAGUGGGAUGCUUGGGCGGCCGAUCACCGGAUCAAUGCCAAAAGCCAACUCUACGAGCAGGAUCGCAUCUCCUGCUCCGCAUGGAGGAGUUUGCAGGGUUGGCUUUCGCUCUCGCACACCAACACUGGCGAGGGCACAUUGCGACUUCUUCCGUCUCUCAAGUUAUCGAUGGCCUACAUCAUGCUCCACCCGCUGUUCCACACAGGAGAGUACAACGACACCCUUCCGACCUUCCCCGGGGCGACACCUGGUGAGACACAGUUCUUCCCUACGGCCGAGAACCAUCCGCAUCUGGACCUAGAGCGCGCCAUCAUCGGAAUCCCCCCCGUGAAGCCUGGAGACUAUGUCUUUUGGCAUUGCGAUCUUGUCCAUGGCGUCGAUCCGACCAAUCCUGGCAAAAACGAUUCUGUCGUCUUCUAUAACGCAUGCAACCCUCUCACGCCCUACAACAUCGAGUCCCUAGUGCACACCAAAGCGGAAUUCCUCCGGGGUGACACACCUUCAGAUUUUGCACGCAGCCACGACGGCGAAAGGGAGUACACACACGAAGACUGCGGUGCCAGGAUCGAGAAUGUCCUUUCGGCGGACGGCCAGAGAGCGCUUGGACUCCGCCGGUUUGAUGAAGAGGAACCAGGCCUGACGGAGGGACAGCGAUUGGUUCGCAAACUUGCCAAUGAACGAUUGCAACAAUAG